Molecule: messenger RNA, 5502 nt
Organism: Oncorhynchus masou masou (cherry salmon)
Lineage: Eukaryota; Metazoa; Chordata; Actinopteri; Salmoniformes; Salmonidae
Gene: aopep
Product: aminopeptidase O (putative)
Exons: 17
Coding region: 1929-4424 (831 amino acids)
Cellular component (GO): nucleolus
Molecular function (GO): metalloaminopeptidase activity; zinc ion binding
Source: RefSeq, a predicted model, not a curated record
UAUAGGUAAGGAGGAGCUCGAUGGAAUCGUGGUCCGAUUUGCUGAAUGGAGGUCGGGGGAGGGCCUUAUAUGCAUUCUGGAAGGUAGUAUAGCAAUGGUCGAGUGUUUUAGCAGCAUGAAUACAACAAUCAUAGAAUUUCGGGAGCCUUUUCCUCAAAUUGACUUUGUUAAAAUCCCCAGCUACAAUAAAUGCAGCCUCAGGAUAUGUGGUUUCCAGUUUGCAUAAAGUCCAGUGAAGUUCUUUGAGGGCCGUCGUGGUAUCCGCUUGGGGGGGAUAUAAACCGCUGUGGCUAUGGUUGCCGAAAAUUAUUUCGGGAGAUAGUACGAUCGACAUUUGAUUGUGAGAUAUUCUAGGUCGGGUGAACAGAAGGGCUUGAGUUCUUGUAUGUUAUCACAGUUACGCCAUAAGUCAUUAAUCAUAAAACAUAUACCUCCACCCUUCUGCUUCCCGGAGAGAUGUUUGUUCCUGUCGGUGCGAUGUACUGAGAACCCAACUGGCUUUACAGAGUCAGACAGUAUAUCUCGAGCAAUCCAUGCUUCCGUGAAGCAGAGCAGGUUACAAUCCCUGGUGUCUCUCUGAAAAGCAACUCUCGCCUUGAGCUCAUCAAUUUUAUUAACCAGAGAUUGGACAUUAGCGAGUAAAAUAGUCGGGAGCGGUGGGUGGUGUGCAUGCUUCCUAAGUCGGACCAGGAGACCGCCUCUAGUACCUCUCCUUCGCCGGUGUUGUUUUGGGUCAACCUCUGGAAUAAGUUCAAUUGCUCUGGGGAGAGCAAACAAAGAAUCCGCUCCACGGAAGUGGUAAUCCUGCUCGUAAUGCUGGAAGUUCUGGUGAGUUACCGACGCUCUAAUAUCCAAUAGUUCUUCCCGGCUGUAUGUAAUGACACAAAACAAUUCCUGAGCUAAUAAGGUAAAAAAUAGUACAUAAAACAAUCAAAAUAUUGCAGAGUUGUAUACAAGCUAGUCGCGAUGUUGACAUCUUCGUCGGCGCCAUCAUCAUAUCAUGUCAGUGGCCUCCAUCAUUCUUAAAAAGAAGAAGUUUGGAACCACCAAGACUCUUCCUAGAGCUGGCUGCCAGGCCAAACUGAGCAAUCGGUGGAGAAGGGCCUUGGUCAGGGAGGUGAGCAAGAACCCGAUUUUCCCUCUGACAGAGGUCCAGAGUUCCUCUGUGGAGAUGGAAGAACCUUCCAGAAGGACAACCAUCUCUGCAGCACUCCACCAAUCAGGCCUUUAUGGUAGAGUGGCCAGACGGAAGCCACUCCUCAGUUAAAGGCACAUGACAGCCCACUUGGAGUUUUCCAAAAGGCAUCUAAAGACUCACAGACCAUGAGAAACAAGAAUCUCUGGUCUGAUGGAACCAAAAUUGAACUCUUUGGCCUGAAGCCAAGCGUCACGUCUGGAGGAAACCUGGCACCAUCCCUACGGUGAAGCAUGGUGGAGGCAGCAUCAUGCUGUGGGGAUGUUUUUCAGCGGCAGGGACUGUGAGACUAGCCAGGAUCCAGUGAAUUAUGAAUAGAGCAAAGUACAGAGAGAUCCUUGAUGAAAUCUUGCUCUAGAGCGCUGUGGACCUCAGACUGGGGCGAAGGUUUCUUAGAUAUUACUGCACUGUCGGAACUAGAAGCACAAGCAUUUCACUACACUCACAUUUACAUCUGCUAACCAUGUGUAUGUGACCAAUAACAUUUGAUUUGAUUUGAGGUUCACCUUUCAACAGGACAACGACCCUAAGCACACUUCGUGACAAGUCUCUGAAUGGUCUUGAGUGGCCCAGCCAGAGCCUGGACUUAAACCCUCGAACAUCUCUGGAGAGACCUGAAAAUAGCAUUGUAGCAACGCUCCCCAUCCAACCUGACAGAGCUUGAGAGGAUUUGCAGAGACGAAUGGGAGAAACUCCCCAAAUAGAGAAUUAAAUAGAUGACCUCUGAUGAGAAAUGGAUGGUGAUGGUGAUAUGGACCCAGGCAGGGACGACUUGCCCCUCAGAGCCAACACCAACCACAUCCUGGUCAGACACUAUGUCUUGGACCUGGACAUAAACCUCCAAACUAAGGUUAUCACUGGUACUGUGGUGCUCUUCCUGGAGCCAGGCCCACUGGCUGGAGAUGGGAAUGGGGCUGGGGAAGGCGCCCCAACCCCACCCCAACCAUCCCAGUCUGAUGACUCCUGGGGGGAUGAGAGCCACAGAGACUUUACCUUAGUUCUGGACUGCUGUGACCUCACUGUGUCAAAAGUAGAGGAGUUGGACGUGACCUCUGUGUCAGAUAUGCAGGGUCUCCUAAAGGAGGUCAAGGGUGAGGGGUCCGGGGUUGGCCCACAACCAGACAGCCAAUCAGCUGUGCUCAUUCAGAGGCUGAUCUCCCUACCGUCCACCCAAUGGAAAAAGCAACACCACCUGUACUUCCAGUGCAGUCAUGCCCCUGCUUCUGAGGGUGGGGGACCCCUCAUCUCCCACACUGACCGCUGGAGCCUGCAGGUGAGGAAGAGGGGGGUUCGGACCAUCCAGGAGUUCCCCCGAGCCCUGAGGGUCUGCUACAAGACCAAGCCGGAGGGAGGCUCUGUCAGGUGGACUAAAGAUCAGGACAACAGGUCAUGUGUUUACACCGCCGGCUCCCCCAUCAACAACCGUGCCCUGUUCCCCUGUCAGGAGCCUCCUGUCGCCAUGUCGACGUGGCAGGCCCAGGUACGAGCCCCUAGGGAGUGUGUGGUUCUAUUGAGUGGAGAGAACCAGGCCCAGCCCACGCACCUGCACCACACAGGUCUCUCUAGCUGGGACUACUAUGUAACUAUGCCUAUGCCUGCCUCCACUUUUACCUUGGCAGUGGGUUACUGGCGCCAGGCCACAGCACAACUUUCCACAGCACAGCUUACCCCUCCUGUGCAGGGUACAAGGGCUGGGGCCUCCCAUACGCAUGCUGGCAGCUUGGACCUGAAUCCAUUCACCAACAUGGACCGUCCCAUCAUCACCUGCCCACAGUCUGCAUUAGUCUACUCAGGCCUGAAGGAUGAGAAGCACUCUGAGAGCGACUGCUCAGGUCUGGCCGAUGACGACUUCACCUGUUGCCAUGCGGAUUACCCCUGCCCAUUCACCGACCCAUCCGCCUGGAGCCAAGAGGUGGUCCCUCACCGGAUGUUUGCCCCGCCCUCUCUGCUGCAGAAGGCCCAGGUCCAGGUCCUCCCCCUUCUGCCUGGCUGCCUGGCUGCAGCCCACGCUACCCUGGGGGUCCAUCCCUUCCCCCGCCUCGACGUACUCAUCGUCCCAGCAAGCUUCUCUAGUCUGGGUAUGGCCAGCCCCCACAUCAUUUUCCUGUCACAGAGUGUGCUGUGUGGAGACAGAGAGGGAGACGGAGAGGGAGUUGGAGAGCGGGGCCUGUCUCUGUGUGGGUCUCGUCUGUGCCAUGAGCUGUCCCACUCGUGGUUUGGCCUGGCCAUCGGGGCCCGGGACUGGACAGAGGAGUGGAUCAGUGAGGGCUUUGCCACCUACCUGGAGGACAUCAUCUGGGCCCGGGCACAGCAGUUGUCCAGCAAAGAGACAGAGGAACAGUCUCAACUCAAGGCUCUGCUGAGAUGGAGGAGACUCUCAGACGAACUACAAAACUCAGAGGAGCAGCUGCAGAUCCUCAGGCCCAACAUGGAGAGUACAGGCCAGGUCAGUGAGUCUGGGUCGUCCCUGGUCAAACAUGCCCUCAACCCUGAGAAAACCUUCAUGCAAGUCCACUACCUCAAGGGCUACUUCCUCCUCAGGUUCCUGGCCAGUAAAGUAGGACUUGAAUACUUCCUCCACUUCUUCAGACUCUUUAUAAAGAAAUAUCAUGGACAACUGAUUCUCUCUCAGGAUUUCUUGCAAAUGCUGCUGGAGACCUUUCCUGACAUGGAGCGACAAGGCCUAACCCUUGAAGCUAUUUAUGCAGACUGGCUGGAUCGACCAGGAGUUCCUAAGUGGCUGUGUGAAGGGAGUGUCGUAUGGACACAGACUCGGCUGGUGGAAGACGUCAAAGCGGAGAUAGCAAAAUGGAUUGGUCUCAGUCCGAGCGUUGGAAAAGGCAGAAAGCGGAAGAAAGCUGGACUGAACGUGAACUUCAAAGAGGUGAUGCCGGAGCAGCUGGUGUUGCUAUUGGAGAUUCUGCUGGAGGAGGCGGAGCUAAGUGUGACAUCACUACAUACGAUCAAGAGAACCUACGAUCUACCGAAGCAGGACGCUGAGGUGAGGCAUCGCUGGUGUGAGCUAGUGAUCAAACACAAAUACGCUCAGGCUUAUGGAGAUGUGGAACACUUCCUCAUACACGACCAGGCCAUGGGUGUUUAUCUGUAUGGGGAGCUGAUGAUUCAAGAGGACUCUAGACAACAGGCUCUGGCCAGGCGCUGCCUCUCUUUGGUCCAGAACGAAAUGGACAAAUCAGCUCGCAGAGUGGUAGAGGAGAUGGUCCUAUGAGGUGGCACACAAAAGGCUGCCCAGCUGCCCGCCUUGGGACAUGGAAGGGAGAGGAAACACUGAGAAAGUAAUGCUCUCACUACUUCCCCUCCAGACAGGAAGACCAAACGCCAACCUGUUUUCUUUCCUGCAUGAUCAAUGAAGUUAAAGCACUGUAUUGUACAUACUAAUAGUAAUAGGUGAUGUGUAGAUAGGUCUGCGUCCCAAAAUGGCACCCCAUUUCCUAUAUAGUGCACUACUUUUGACCAGUGCCCUAUUAGCCCUUUGACUUUGGGCAAAAGUAGUAAACUAUAAUGGGAAUAUGGUGUCAUUUGGUACACCCAUAGUUAUGUUCUCCAGAAUUCUCAAAAAUAUAGGAAUCGAAAAGACUAUUCUCAUGGCAUUUGUAUAAAUAUAAUAAUGCCUCUUUACUGAACUUUCUGAUUUAGCCUCAGUUUCAAUUCUCCUCAUUAGGAAAUGCGACUGAGAAUGAGAUUUGGGUCUUGGAGGUGUCCUUUGAUGUGGAGAUUUGGGUCUUGGAGGUGUGCUUUGAUGUGUCUCUUGUGUGUUUGAACGUGGGAUCGUUUGUACAUUCAUUCUGCAAAAAAAAAACAGUACAGCUACAGUCACUCACCCUUCUAGAUAACUUGAAACAGUCUAACCAGGUCUUGUGUCUGGAAGCCACCUGCAGAUUCAUACUACAGCUAUGACAAUCAAGUUUGUAUUACUAGUAGUAUGGGUUGGGAUUAUGGUUCAUUUUUUUUAAAGCUAGCUAGCUACAUUACACGGCCCAUCAAGUUAGCCAGUUGUAUCUGGGGGUGAUUACGGCCAUCUACUGUAUUUCAUGAACAUGUGUACAUGUCUAGACAAUAGUGACCCAUCCACUUAGCUGGAUGUGGCUGGGGAGUGGUUAUAGCAUGACCCAUCCAAUGUAAACAAGUGUGUCUGGGUAAGCAGCUGAUAAUGAUCAAAUAUUUUUAUCUGGACACUUUCUGUUUUUUGAUAUUGCUACUAAUCAAAUAUGUAAGUAAACAUUUCACUGUACCGUUUACACCUUUGUAUCCUGUGCAUGUGACAAAUAAACAUUGAUUUUAUUUGA